AUGGCCAUGAUGGUGACGGAGGGCAACGACAGCUGCGGAAGCGGAGUGCAGCACCAUAGGACGUCCUCCUCCUCCUCUUCGCCGGCGCAAACUCGUCAGCAGCGCCACAAGGUCGAAGUCUACAAUGAGAUUCUUCGCCGCUUGAAAGAUUCCGGCCACGAAGAGGCUAUGCAACCUGGCUUCAACGAUCAGCUUUGGGCUCACUUCAAUCGUCUUCCCACACGGUACGCGCUGGAUGUGAAUGUGGAAAGGGCGGCUGAUGUUCUUAUGCACAAGAGGUUAUUGCAGUUGGCACAUGAUCCUGCUAAUAGGCCUUCAAUUGAAGUUAGAUUAGUUCAGGUUCAUCCCAUAUCUGAUGGAAACUCAGCCGAUGCUUCUGAAUUGGAUGAUCCUGGGACAGAAUCUGGUCAAAGUUCUUCAAAGUACUCUAACAGACAGAGUAUACAUCCACCUCCUGCUUUUGGUUCUUCUCCUAAUCUUGAAGCAUUGGCUCUUGAAGCAAAUAGUUCUGAAGACAUAGAGGAGGAACAAUCUGUACACGCCAAUGUUCAAUAUUCACGACCCAUGCAUGAAAUCACCAUCUCAACAGAUGACAAGCCAAAGCUUCUUAGCCAGUUAACUGCUUUGCUUGCUGAGAUUGGACUGAACAUCCAAGAAGCACACGCCUUUUCCACAACCGAUGGUUACUCAUUAGAUGUAUUUGUUGUUGAAGGAUGGCCCUACGAGGAAACAGAAAAGCUGAAAGCAGCUUUGGAAAGAGAAGUCUUGAAGAAGAUUGAGAGACAGGUGAGGUCCAGUCCGCAAUCUGUAUCUUCUGUUGAUGAGCCUGAUCAACCAAAGAUGAAAACUGAACUGGAUCAUUUGACAAUACCAAAUGAUGGGACAGAUGUUUGGGAAAUAGAUCCUAAACAUUUGAAAUAUGGAACUCAAAUUGCAUCUGGGUCAUAUGGUGAACUAUUUAAAGGUGUAUACUGUAGCCAGGAAGUAGCGAUCAAAGUUCUCAAGCCUGAACAUGUAAAUUCAGAAUUGCAGAAAGAGUUUGCACAAGAAGUCUACAUCAUGAGAAAGGUUCGACACAAGAAUGUUGUACAAUUCAUAGGAGCAUGUACCAAGCCCCCACGUUUAUGCAUAGUGACAGAAUUUAUGUCAGGUGGAAGUGUGUAUGACUACCUACAUAAGCAGAGGGGCUUUUUUAAAUUUCCUACUCUGCUUAAAGUCGCAAUUGAUAUUUCUAAAGGGAUGAACUACUUGCACCAACAUAACAUAAUCCAUAGAGAUUUGAAGGCUGCCAACCUUUUGAUGGACGAAAAUUGUGUUGUAAAGGUUGCUGAUUUUGGGGUUGCUAGAGUUAAAGCUCAGUCUGGUGUUAUGACAGCAGAAACUGGAACAUAUAGAUGGAUGGCUCCUGAGGUUAUAGAACACAAGCCGUAUGAUCACAAGGCUGAUGUAUUUAGUUUUGGAAUUGUUUUAUGGGAGUUGCUCACUGGAAAGCUUCCAUACGAAUAUUUAACCCCCCUUCAGGCAGCUAUAGGAGUGGUUCAAAAGGGUUUGCGACCCACCAUCCCCAAGAACACUCAUCCAAAAUUUGUUGAACUUCUUGAGAGAUCCUGGCAGCAAGAUCCAACAUUGAGACCCGACUUCUCUGAAAUUAUCGACAUCCUGCAGCAAUUGGUGAAGGAGGUUGGAGAUGGAGAAGAGCGGCACAAAGAAAAAUCUGGAGGACUUCUGUCAGUCCUGAGACGAGGACAUCACUAAAUAUUUAUUUCAAUAUGGAUGAUGUCCUUAACAUGGUCAUAGCUAUGGCUGAGCUUUGGUGGAAAGGGAAGAUAUUUUGAAGACGUGGUUGAAGAAGAGGAUGAUGCGCAAGAGAUAUUGAAUUACUUACUGCAUGCAAAGAGCCGAUUAAGGUGAACCUGCAUUUGCUACAUAAGUGAAAUGAAACGAGAGCUUGCAGGUUUGGUUAAAGCUUAAGCAUUCAUAAUUUAAAUUGGUAAGAAAGUCGAAUGCUUAGGAAUCAAAGUUAGCUGUAGGUUACAUGCAGAGAAGGAGCCAGACUAGAUUGCUGGAGGGUCAUGUUUAAUAAUUAAAGUUUAUUCAAUCCAAUUAUAUAAUAAAGCCAGAUUGACAAA
Messenger RNA from Vigna radiata var. radiata (mung bean), 2129 nucleotides. Its product is annotated as serine/threonine-protein kinase STY46. Gene Ontology annotation, biological process: protein phosphorylation. Lineage: Eukaryota; Viridiplantae; Streptophyta; Magnoliopsida; Fabales; Fabaceae. The record is from RefSeq and is a predicted model, not a curated record. Bases 1 to 1755 code for a protein of 584 amino acids. Gene Ontology annotation, molecular function: ATP binding; protein kinase activity. The transcript is spliced from 17 exons.